Messenger RNA from Morchella importuna, 891 nucleotides. RefSeq lists its product as uncharacterized. The record is from RefSeq and is a predicted model, not a curated record. Lineage: Eukaryota; Fungi; Ascomycota; Pezizomycetes; Pezizales; Morchellaceae. The transcript is spliced from 3 exons. The coding region runs from base 1 to 891 and encodes 296 amino acids.
AUGCCCUUCGACAUCCUCGCCUGCGGCUUCAACGCCCACGGCCAGCUCCUCCCCAGCGACGACGACGCAAUCCCCGCCGACAUCUUCACGCCCACCGUCAUAGCGCGCGCCGAGACCUCCGCAAGGAUCCUCUUCGCUGGAUGGUCUGAAACGCUGCUCGAGCUCGACAACAAACUCCACCACAGAGGCGCAGGGUCUCUGCAGCCGCUCCCGCAGUCCUGCAAACCCCCAUAUAGAGCCUUCGGCGACGGGCUGGGGCUCAAGGUCAUCCUUGGGGGCGGGGGCGGCGGCGGCAGCGGCCACACGACGGCAUACGUGCGCGCGCCCUCUGGGGCAUGGGAGUGCCACCCGCUAGCGUCAGAGAUACAUCUCCUCGCCAUCGCCGGCAACGGCAAGGUCCUCAGCAGCACCUCCAACGGCACCGUAAUCCACGCCCACCCCACCCUCGCCUCCCUCCUCGCCUCCCACCCCCCCACCGCCACGCACACCUUCUCUGCCACAUCACGCAUCACCGCCAUCGCCGCCACCGCAACAUCAUUCGCCCUCCUCAGCGCCCGCGGACACAUCUACACCGCCGGCGACCCGCGGCACAGCCGCCUCCUCGCGCGCGACACCGGCACCAGCACUGCGCCGCCGGACGCGCCAGGGCUGGUCGACGCGCUCGACGGCAUCGCGAUGGCGGGGGUUGCGGCGGGGGGGUGGGUUGGUGCGGCGCGGAGCGCGGAGCGCGAUGUGUAUCUGUGGGGCGGGCGCGCGGGGGAGGAUGGGGGUGUGAUUUGUGAUUUGGGAGGGGUGGGAGCGGAUGGGGGGGAGGAGGUGGGCGUGGUGGAUGUGGAGAGGGGCGUGGAUGUGGUGGGGUGGGCGUGGGGAUGGGGCAUGUUGUGGUGCUGA